AUGGAGGAAGUAUCAGUGAUAAUCGUAGGUGCAGGUCCUUCUGGACUUGCAAUUUCUGCAUGCCUAUCACAAAACUUUAUCUCUCACAUAAUACUGGAGAAAGAGGAUUGCAGUGCCUCUCUUUGGAGGAAAAACGCUUAUGAUAGAUUAAAGCUCCAUCUUGCUAGCGAGUUUUGUGUUUUGCCUCUCAUGCCUCACCCACCCUCAGCCCCAACUUACCUAUCCAAAGAUGAAUUUGUUCAAUACAUCGACUCGUACAUUGCAUGUUUCAACAUAAACCCUCUCUAUUGUCGUAUGGUUGAGUUUGCUGCGUAUGAUGAAGUUGAAAACAAGUGGAGGGUCGAAGCGAAGAAGACUCUUGAGGGCACAAGUGAAACUUAUGUGGCUAAGUUUCUUGUGAUUGCCACGGGUGAAAAUAGUGAAGGGUAUAUUCCUGACGUGCCUGGACUAGAAAGCUUUGAAGGAGAGAUAGUGCACUCCAAAUACUACAAAUCGGGUUCAAAAUAUGAAACCAAAGAAGUUUUGGUAGUUGGGUGUGGUAACUCUGGGAUGGAGAUUGCUUAUGAUCUCAAUGACUGGGGUGCAAACACUUCUAUUCUCAUCCGAAAUCCGGUUCAUGUCUUCACCAAAGAAUUGAUCAAUGAAGGCAUGCGAAUGCUGAAGCAUUUACCCGUUCAUGUUGUGGACAAUAUCAUUACCUCUUUGGCAAACAUGGAAUAUGGUGAUCUAUCUAAGUACGGAAUUUAUCAGCCCAAAAAAGGACCCUUUCAUCUUAAGUUUAUAACUGGAAGGGCUCCAGUUAUCGAUGUUGGAACCAUUGAAAAGAUUAAGGAGGGAGCAAUUAAGGUAAUUCCUUCUCAUAUAGUGAGAAUUGAAAACAAGAAGGUCAUAUUUGAAAACGAUGCUGAAAAGGAGUUUGAUGUAAUCGUGUUUGCUACUGGCUACAGAAGUGUAGCUAAUAAGUGGCUUAAGGAUUACAAAUAUGUUCUAAAUGAUGAGGGGAUGCCGAACAAUGAUUUUCCAAACCAUUGGAAGGGUGAUCGUGGAUUAUAUUGUGCAGGACUAUCAAACAGAGGCUUAUUUGGAGUCAAAAUGGAUGUUGAGGCUAUUGCUGAUGACAUCAACCAAACUCUCAAGUUACAUUAA
Molecule: messenger RNA, 1146 nt
Organism: Glycine soja
Lineage: Eukaryota; Viridiplantae; Streptophyta; Magnoliopsida; Fabales; Fabaceae
Product: probable indole-3-pyruvate monooxygenase YUCCA10
Exons: 4
Coding region: 1-1146 (381 amino acids)
Molecular function (GO): NADP binding; flavin adenine dinucleotide binding; monooxygenase activity
Source: RefSeq, a predicted model, not a curated record